Pogoniulus pusillus (Red-fronted tinkerbird) is the source of this 2142-nucleotide messenger RNA. RefSeq names its product interferon gamma receptor 2 (gene IFNGR2). NCBI's taxonomy places the organism in Eukaryota, Metazoa, Chordata, Aves, Piciformes, Lybiidae. The transcript is spliced from 7 exons. Gene Ontology annotation, biological process: cytokine-mediated signaling pathway. Gene Ontology annotation, molecular function: protein binding; cytokine receptor activity. The coding region runs from base 200 to 1201 and encodes 333 amino acids. The record is from RefSeq and is a predicted model, not a curated record. Gene Ontology annotation, cellular component: plasma membrane.
GGAGGAACCGGCGGCGGGCUCCGCCUCCCGGUAGGCAGGGGCAGAGGCGGAGCGAGGCUGGGCCGGAGCGGCCGGCUCAGUCACCGCCGGCUGCGGUCGUCGCGUCGCGGGUGUGAGGUGGUCCCGUUAAACUAGCCUCUCGCCGGCCCCGUUCCUCAGGGACCGGUAAAGAGUCUCUGGCAGUGAGCGGGGCCGGGCCAUGCCGUGUCGGGCGCUGCUCCUUUCCCAUCUCCUCUGUCUCUUCCUCCUCGGCAUGGUCUGGGCCUCGGGCGCAGAAUCUUCUCCUCAUUUACCAGCACCAAAGGAUGUGAGAGUUCAUUCCUAUAACUUUCAUAGCUCACUGAGGUGGUCUCCUGUUGAAGUGGAUAGAGGCUUAGUGUUGUAUACAGUCCAUUUUAAAACAGGGGCCAUUAACCAGUGGGGUGAGAUGAACUGCACACGUAUCUCCCAAACCGAAUGCAGCCUCCCCUGGUCACUGAAGGAGCGGCGCUGGACUCUUGUGUUGCGUGUGAGGGCUGAGCUAGGGCAAGUGACUUCUGACUGGGUGGAAACGGAUCCAUUUGUGGCAGAGAGAAACACUACUAUAGGUCCCCCUCAAGUGAAGAAUGUGAUUGAGAACUCUCACUCCCUUCUCAUUAGUGUCAUGCCACCUUUUGGAUCUGAAGCAGGUGAAUUUCUUCAGUAUCAUGUGUCCUACUGGGAAAAUGCAACAAGUACUACUGUAAAAGAGACAAAGACGAGCAGUACACUAUUCAAAAUUGGCAAUCUAAAGGAAUUGACACUUUAUUGUUUUAGAAUUCAAGCAGAAUUGAGGACGCAUUCAGAUCACCAGUUACUUGGACUGCAAAGUGCCCUAAAGUGUCACAGAACUACAAUCGGUGAGGCAACUAGAGCAGGAUAUGUUAUACUAAUAUUUGUACUGGUGUUACUUUCUGUAUCAGUUGGUUUGUUUCUUCUGUGGCAGCGCCACAAAACAAUUAAGUAUUGGACUCGUCCACCUUUACAAAUCCCAUCACACUUCGAAGAGUAUUUAAAGGACCCUACUAUGCCUGUUUUAGAGGUGUUGGACAAUUGUGCUGAGGAUGAUCCCCACGAUUCCUUGUCUGUUGUAUUUUUUGGAGAAGAAAGCCCAGCCUCGAGCAGCAGUUUGGAUAGUCAAGCUCAUUUACACAGCAUCUCCCAGGAUAGUGAAGUAACAUAAGCAGUGGCCUAGUGAGAGUGCCUGCACCAAGUCUUUGGAGGGGCUUGUGGCCAUGAACAGUGCUGUGUGGCUGCUGGCAGCACAGACAACAAGCUCUGGACACAAUUCAGCCAGUGACAAAUGCCGACCAAGAUGCUGCUUCGUGGGAAUCACAUGAACCCUGAGCCUUUGUUGACUUGGCUUCUGCUUUGUUCUGCCACAGACUGAAAGCCAGAACAUGAAAGAGAAAUGAACACUAAAUUGCUUAAAGAAAGACAGAUGGUUCUGAAAUGGUUAUAGUGACAUCACUGAGAACUAAUAGCACUUUAUAGUAAAUGUAGUACACCCCGGAAUUUUUCAGUGAGUAAUUGCACCAUGAAUUACUUCUAGUGUGGCUUUUGCUUUUUUGUGGCCCUGCAAAGUCUAUGUUAGCAUCCAGUGUGUAUUAUAUUCAUGCUAGUAUGCUUUUCUGAGUCAUUUUAAGUAUGUGCCAUUUUCUGUGGCAGCUCCUUCCCUCCAGAUAAAAAUGACAGUCUAUAAAGAAAAUUUACUUUAUUCUCUUCAGCAUCAUGAAUCUGUGGACAAGAACUGCUCUAAGAAAGACCUCCUACUAUCUGCCUCCUAAGACAUUUCAUGAGAAGCAUUAAUCUUCUGCUCCUGCACUGAGACAGUCAUUCUGUACAGUGAACUAAAUUUUAAAGGAAUUUUGCUCAGGAUUUAUACAACGUGCAUCAGUAAAAUCAGACACUAAAAUCUCUUGCUGACUAUCACUUUCAUCCUGCAAAGCUCACUGAGAGUUGUGUUUUGAGUCCUUUAAAGCAGAAGACCAGUUAAGCCACACAUCACAAUCUUGUUCCAUACUGAAAAGUUUGGGGCUGUGUAACUUUUUUCCUGUGUUUGAUACAAGUUGUUGGUUUUGUUGUUUUUUUUUAAAUGAAGAAAUAUACUUAGUUAUUUGCAAA